AUGGCAACUACUAUUUCCUACGGCGAAAAAAACUCUGGAUUCCAGGCAGGAGUAAUACACGGGAAUGUCGGAAAUGUCACUAUUGUACAAUCCGAAACGCUGAAUCAAGAAUGCCUUCGUGAUUUGCAUGCCACCAACCCUGUCGAUGAUAAAGAGCGGAUCAAGAAUGACAAGGGUGGGCUACUCAAAGACUCAUAUCGCUGGAUUCUAGACAACAAAGAAUUCAAACAAUGGCGAGACAGCGAGAAAAACCGCCUUCUCUGGAUCAGGGGUGAUCCUGGUAAAGGCAAGACCAUGCUCCUAUGUGGUAUCAUUGAAGAGUUGACGAGAUUAUAUGGGGAUAAUGCGAGCAUCUCGUUCUUUUUCUGUCAGGCUACCGACAUGCGGAUCAACAGCGCUACGUCUGUCCUGAGGGGGCUGAUAUAUUUACUCGUCAAGAAUCAUCCAUCUCUCCUCCACCAUGUGAGAGCUCGGUACGACUAUACAGGAAAGACUCUCUUUGAGGAUGUCAAUGCAUGGAAUGCACUGUCGACGAUCUUCCGGGACAUUCUAAAAGACCCGAGCUUGCAAAUGACUUAUUUGGUAAUUGAUGCUCUAGAUGAGUGUACAACGGGACUUUAUUCUCUUCUAGACUUAAUUUUCCAGGAAUCAUCAGUUAAUCCACAGAUAAAGUGGGUUGUUUCUAGCCGCAACUGGCCUGAUAUUGAAGAGCGUCUUGACACUACCCAGACUGCUCCAAUCUCAUUAGAGCUAAAUGAGGCGUCUGUAUCUGAAGCUGUGAGCAAAUUCAUUCAACAUAAGGUUCACUCUCUGGCGAAAAUUAAAAAGUAUAGCGAUGAAACUCGUGAUACGAUAUGCCGUCACUUGUCUUCCAAUUCGCAAGGCACUUUCCUUUGGGUAGCCUUGGUCUGUCAAGAUCUUCAUAAAACAUCGCGGAGGCACGCUCUUAAGAAGCUAGAUGGAUUCCCUCCUGGACUGAAUGCCUUGUACGGUAGAAUGAUCGUUCAGGUUCGUAACUCGGAAGAUGCCGAGCUCUGCAAGCGAAUACUGGCUGUGAUGUCCGUAGUGUAUCGGCCUAUAGCGUUUGACGAACUGGCCUCUCUCGUUGAACUACCCGAUGAUCUCACUAGUGACUAUGAAGCCUUAGCAGAGAUUAUCGCGACAUGUGGCUCGUUUUUGGCUGUGCGCGACGACACUAUCAUUUUCGUCCAUCAGUCUGCGAAGGAGUUUCUACUUACAGAGACACAAAAUGUGGUUUUCCCUGGAGAUAUAAAAGCUGAACACCGCACGAUUUUCUCUCGCUCUUUGCAAGCAAUGUCCAAGACACUCCAACGUGAUAUCUUUGAACUUAAUUUUCCUGGAUUUCCGAUUGAGAAAGUCAUACCACCCAGCCCGAAUCCAUUAGCAGCUGCAAAAUAUGCGUGUGUCUAUUGGGUUGACCAUCUUUACCAUAGCGGAUAUCCUGAAAAAAGGGAUUUUAGCGUUGAUGAGAAAGAGUAUGUGGAAGAUUUUCUGCAAAGGAAAUACCUUCACUGGCUUGAAGCCCUGAGCAUUCUUGGAAGCCUAUCACAAGGCAUAGCAGCUAUGCUAACGCUAGAGGUCUUGCUUCAGGAAAAAGGCGAACCGCCUGACCUUUUACAUCGAGUUCAAGACGCCUCCCGGUUCAUUCGAUACAACAGACUAGCAUUUGAAAAUAACCCCCUUCAAAUUUACUGUUCACCUCUGAUAUUUAGCCCAAUGUCGAGCAUCACAAGAAGACAAUAUCAAAGCCAGAGACCAGAUUGGGUUUUGAAUGAACCAUUGGUGGACAAAGAUUGGAGUCUAUGUCUUCAAACCCUCGAGGGGCAUAGUCAUUCGGUCUUCUCGGUUGCCUGGUCGCAAGAUGGCACUCGACUCGCAUCAGGGUCCCAUGAUAACACUGUGAAGAUCUGGGAUCCGAUCACCGGCCAGUGCACGUCAACCUUCGAGGGGCAUAGCGAUUCGGUAAUUUCAAUUGCCUGGUCGCAAGAUGGAACUCGACUCGCAUCAGCGUCCCGAGAUAAGAGCGUUAAGAUCUGGGAUCCGGCCACCGGCCAGUGUGCGUCAACCCUCGAAGGGCAUAGCCAUUCGGUCAAUUCGAUUGCCUGGUCGCAAGAUGGAAGUCGACUCGUAUCAGCGUCCACUGAUAAGAGCGUUAAGAUCUGGGAUCCGGCUACCGGCCAGUGCACGUCAGCCCUAGGGCAUAGCCAUUCGGUCAAUUCGAUUGCCUGGUCGCAAGAUGGAAGUCGACUCGCAUCAGCGUCUUUUGAUAAGAGCGUUAAGAUCUGGGAUCCGGCCACCGGCCAGUGCGCGUCAACCCUCGAAGGGCAUAGCCAUUCGGUCAAUUCGAUUGCCUGGUCGCAAGAUGGAAGUCGACUCGCAUCAGGGUCAGACGACGAGACCGUCAGGAUCUGGGAUCCGGCCACCGGCCAGUGCGCGUCAACCCUCGAAGGGCAUAGCCAUUCGGUCAAUUCGAUUGCCUGGUCGCAAGAUGGAAGUCGACUCGCAUCAGGAUCCUCUGAUACGACCGUUAGGAUCUGGGAUCCGAUCACCCGCCAGUGCGUGUUAACCCUCAAGGGGCAUAGCCAACCGGUCUUCGCGAUCGUCUGGUCGCAAGAUAGAAGUCGACUCGCAUCAGGGUCCUCUGAUAAGACGGUCAGGAUAUGGGAUCUGACCACCGGCCAGUGUGCGUCAACCCUGGAGGAACAUAGGGACUGGCGUUUCUCGAUUGCCUGGUCACAAGAUAGAAGCCGACUCGCAUCAACGUCCUGGAAUAAGACGGUCAGGGUCUGGGAUCCGGUCACCGGUCAGUGCGCAUUAACUCUCGAGGGGCAUCGCGGUUCGGUCCGUUCGAUUGCCUGGUCGCAAGAUGGAAGUCGACUCGCAACAGCGUCCUUCGAUAGCACUGUCAAGAUCUGGGAUUCAGUCACCGGCCAGUGCAGGUCAACCCUCGAAGGGCAUAGCCAUUCGGUCCUUUCGAUUGCCUGGUCGCAAGAUGGAAGUCGACUCGCAUCAGCGUCCCGAGACAAGAACGUUAAGGUCUGGGAUCCGGCUACCGGCCAGUGUGCGUCAACCCUCGAGGGGCAUAGCCAUUAUGUCAACUCGAUUGCCUGGUCGCCAGAUGGAAGUCGACUCGUAUCAGCGUCCUCUGAUAAGACGGUCAGGAUCUGGGAUCCGGUCACCGGCCAGUGCGCGUCAACCCUGGAGGGGCACCGCGGUUCGGUCAUCUCAAGCGCCUGGUCGCAAGAUGGAAGUCGACUCGCAUCAGCGUCCUUUGAUAAGACGGUCAGGAUAUGGGAUCUGGCCACCGGCCAGUGCGCGUCGAUCCUCGAGGGGCAUGGCCAUUCGGUUAUCUCGAUUGCCUGGUCGCAAGAUGGAAGCCGAGUUGCAUCGGGGUCAGACGACGAGACCGUCAGGAUCUGGGAUCCGGCCACCGGCCAGUGCGCGUCAACACUCCAUAUCAGCUCCCCCAAUUUCGUUCAAUUUGACAAAGUCAAUUUCACUUAUUUACACACUUCAAUUGGUACAUUUGACAUAAGAUUCGCUGCUACCGUCACUUCUACCCCUCACCAUUCGAUCUUGCCAGAACAAUACGGUCAUGGUUUGAAUGGUGAAUAUUCCUGGGUAACUUAUAACGGAGUGAAGCUCCUUUGGUUGCCUCCUGAAUACCGACCUAUUCAUUCCUCUCAUUUUGCUAUGUCAGCAACAAAUUUGGCGAUCGGUUGUUCGUCUGGUCUUGUCAUGUUUGUCGCGCUUACAGAACAGCCUCCCGUCCCUGGCCUUUGA
This is a messenger RNA of Penicillium verhagenii, 3804 nucleotides long. RefSeq lists its product as uncharacterized. The transcript has 3 exons. Lineage: Eukaryota; Fungi; Ascomycota; Eurotiomycetes; Eurotiales; Aspergillaceae. Bases 1 to 3804 code for a protein of 1267 amino acids. The record is from RefSeq and is a predicted model, not a curated record. Gene Ontology annotation, molecular function: protein binding.